Messenger RNA from Onychostruthus taczanowskii (white-rumped snowfinch), 1071 nucleotides. RefSeq names its product canopy FGF signaling regulator 2 (gene CNPY2). The record is from RefSeq and is a predicted model, not a curated record. The transcript is spliced from 5 exons. Lineage: Eukaryota; Metazoa; Chordata; Aves; Passeriformes; Passeridae. Gene Ontology annotation, cellular component: endoplasmic reticulum. Bases 433 to 1026 code for a protein of 197 amino acids.
AGGGGCUCUGCCCUGUAGGGAAGAGGGCUCUGUGGAACUCUGGGCUGUGCUCUAUAGGGGAGGAAUCCCUGUAAGGGCUGUGCCCUAUGGGGAGGGGUCCCUGUAGGGGCUCCGGGCUCUGCCCUAUAGGGGAGGGGGCUCUGUGGGGGCUGUGCCCUAUGGGGAGGGGUCCCUGUUAGGGUUGUGCCCUAUAGGGGAGGGGGCUCUGUGGGGUCUCUGCCCUAUGGGGAGGGGUCCCUAUGGGGUCCAGCGGCACUAACGGGACUCAGAGCGGACCGGGAAGGGGAACGCCGUGGAUGAAGCCCUGCAGGGAACGGGGGUCCCGGCGGGGGCCGGGCAGGCGUGGCCCUUGGGUGGGACGAGGUGUGGGGACAGCGGGGCCACCACCGCUGGAGCCGCCCCGUGCCCGCAGGUGACAGCGGAGCCCUGAGGAUGCGGGGCCGGAUCCCGGGAAUCUGCGGAGCCCCGGGGAUGCGGGGCCGGAUCCCGGCCCUGCUCGGCCUGGCCCUGGCCUUGGCAUCGCUGCUGCCAGCGGCUGGAGCGCGCCGGAGCCAGGACCUGCACUGCGGAGCCUGCCGGGCGCUGGUGGACGAGCUGGAGUGGGAGAUCGCCCAGGUGGACCCCAGAAAAACCAUCCAGAUGGGCUCGUUCCGCAUCAACCCCGACGGCAGCCAGUCGGUGGUGGAGGUGCCGUACGCCCGUUCCGAGGCGCACCUGACGGAGCUGCUGGAGCGGGUGUGCGAGAAGAUGAAGGAGUACGGCGAGAAGCUGGACCCGGCCACGCAGCGCAAGAGCUACGUCCGCGUCAUCUCCCACGACGGCACCAAGAUGGACCUGUCCGGGCUCAAAUUCGACGGGGACGUCACCUCCAGCCUGAAAUUCGCGUGCGAGAGCAUCGCUGAGGAGUACGAGGACGAGCUCAUCGAGUUUCUGUCGCACGAGGCUGAGAACGUCAAGGACCGGCUGUGCAGCAAGAGGACGGACCUGUGUGACCACGCGCUCCACAUCCCACACGACGAGCUGUGACUGCCUCCGGAGCGGGGACCGGGACGGCACCGGGACCCACCGGGA